AUGCCCUCGCUUGAUCAAAUCAAUGAAGAGAUAAUCCGGUUCACCGAAAACUCGGCUGCCAUCCCUCUUGGAACUACCUCCGACGAAAUCUACAAGAAAUUCGCGGAGGCACCUUAUUUACCUCCUGAAUAUCAAGAAGAAGGUAUGUGGUACGCAGCUAACUGUAAGUUGGAUGCGUUGUUUGGUGUGCGCGAAGGAUCACUCAAUUUUCGAAAAGGUCCGUAUGGACUUGACCUAGUUGUGAAGUGGCUCAACAAAGCUCGCAAGCACGAGAUGUGGGACUCAGAAGCCGACAAGGCGAAGAAACUAAUCAAGCCCCCUGGAUGGGAUUCAGCCUCUGAUCAAAUUGUCAAGAUCAAGAUGGAGCGGAUCCUCUCGCAUCUGAAAGAGUUGUCUGGAGAACCUCCGGCUUCUGAAUCCAAAGGAGUCAAACGACGAGUUGUUUCUACACCCGAUGUGGAUCAAGAUGUAUCAAUUAGCCAGCUUGUACAACCUCCAGCCAAACGAAGUCAACCACUGGAGAUCCAUGUGAUCUCUUCAGAUGACGAGGAACCUGCUAAAGAACCCAAAGGCUCAUCUACAUUGAAAUCCAAGAAAAACAAACCAACCCAAGUCGAAUCGGACAGCAAACGAGGAUACAUCUCGAGCGUGUCCGAGUUGCUUAAGAUGUGUCCGAUGUCAACACCCAGCAAGCCUUGCGACCGAUGUAAGAUUGAAGAAUUGAUCAGAAGGAAAGAUUUUUGGUGCCAUUGUGGAGCAUCAAAGAAGACUUUACACGGUGGACGCACUGAGGCUGCGCAGGAGCACUGGAAAACUGCUACUUGCAUCAAAAAGACCGCCGAACUUCGUUCAACUAAAGUCCUGACUAGUUUUUUUACGGCUGUACCUGCGGACCCUGCGACUGUUCCUCAAGAUCCGAUCCCAGCACAGCCUGCUCAAAGUGCUGCACUCUGA
This is a messenger RNA of Melampsora larici-populina 98AG31, 954 nucleotides long. RefSeq lists its product as uncharacterized. The transcript has 4 exons. NCBI's taxonomy places the organism in Eukaryota, Fungi, Basidiomycota, Pucciniomycetes, Pucciniales, Melampsoraceae. Bases 1 to 954 code for a protein of 317 amino acids. The record is from RefSeq and is a predicted model, not a curated record.